CAUACACCCUUCCCCUGGCACUCAGCUCUUUCACUGUCACUAGCAUCGCGCGGACACGUACAGGGCAAUGGCACCGCCGCGUCCCUACCUGGCUGCCUUGCUCGCCCUAUGCGCGUGCACCGUGGCGCCGAUGGCUGCCGUCGCCGCCAAUGUGCCGAUCACGAUGUGCCGGUCCUUCUGCGGCAACAUCACGGUGGACUACCCUUUCGCGCUCCGGCCCGGGUGCGGCCACGCGGGGCUCCGCGACCUGCUCUACUGCAUCAACGGCGCGCUCAUGCUGCACCUCCCCUCGGGCUCGUACCGCGUCCUCGACGUCGACUACGCAUACGGCGGCCUGACCCUGCACGACCCGGCCAUGUCCGACUGCCGCGCGCUCGACCGUACCCCGGCGGGCCGGGGCAACGGCUUCGUCCUCGAGCCGUGGCGGGAGCCGUACCUGGCGCCCGACCCGGACAACGUGUUCCUCCUCCUCGGCUGCCGCGCCACCUCGCGGCUCUUCCAGGGCUUCCCCGACCGGCAUCUCCCCUGCCGGAACGUGUCCGGGAUGGGGUGCGGGGACUACUACGGCUGCCCCGCGUGGGACGAUUACUACGCCAGCGGCGGCCGGCGCCCGUCGGGCGCCGCGUACGGCUCGGCCGUGGGGGAGCCACCCGAGUGCUGCGCGGUGCCCUGGGGCGCCAUCCGGGCGGUGAACGUGAGCCGGCUCGAGUGCGAGGGGUACAGCAGCGCGUACAGCCUCGCGCCCGUGCGCGAGGUGGGGGGAGCCGGCGGGUGGGCGUACGGGAUCCGGGUGUCGUGGGCGCUGCCCGAGGCGAACCGCGGGUUCUGCGGCGCGUGCCGCGCCACGGGCGGGGCGUGCGGCCACGACAUGGAGAGCCACGGCGACCUGUGCCUCUGCGGGGACUGGAACUCCACCUCCAACUGCGACUCCUCGACCGAAGCUGCGCGGUCCGGCGCCGUCGCCCCUUCCCCUCGCGCCGUCGCUGCGCUUCGCUGGGCCGUCCUCGCCUCAGGAUUUGCGUCACUGUGGUGGUACGCAUCGGUAUCACGCCUGUGAUGGUGGCUCCUCAUGUUUGAUCGACGACUGGUGUACUGUUUUUGCUGGUAUAGCCCAAUAGUUUGUGUGCCCCAUUUUUAUUCGAAGUUUCCUAUUUUCGUUCGGCAAGAUAAAUAAACACGUUGCAAAUGCAGUUCCUG
Molecule: messenger RNA, 1197 nt
Organism: Phragmites australis (common reed)
Lineage: Eukaryota; Viridiplantae; Streptophyta; Magnoliopsida; Poales; Poaceae
Exons: 2
Coding region: 68-1057 (329 amino acids)
Molecular function (GO): polysaccharide binding
Source: RefSeq, a predicted model, not a curated record